Messenger RNA from Punica granatum (pomegranate), 1149 nucleotides. Lineage: Eukaryota; Viridiplantae; Streptophyta; Magnoliopsida; Myrtales; Lythraceae. The record is from RefSeq and is a predicted model, not a curated record.
GCAACUUUCCUUCACUCAUUCAUCUAUCUCCCCCUCUUCCAACUAUUAGCAUCUGCCUGCAGGGGCGUAUUCAAAACGAUGGUCGAUAAGAGCUUGGUUCCGCGGUGGCUUUGGAACCUUGUCGGAGAAAAGUUCUUUGGGCCAUGCAAGGUUCAUGGUUCUUCCAGGAAGAACGAAAAGAACGUCUACUGCUUGGAGUGCUGCGCUAGCAUCUGUUCUCACUGCGUUCCCCUUCAUGCCUCACAUCCUCUCUUGCAGGUGAGAAGGUAUGUGUACCACGAUGUCGUAAGGUUGGCCGAUGCCCAGAAGUUGCUCGACUGUUCCCUCGUCCAACCCUACACAACGAACAGUGCCAAGGUGGUGUUCCUAAAGCAGAGACCUAUAUCUCGACUCUUCCGGGGUUCAGGAAACUUGUGUGCAACCUGUGACCGGAACCUCCAAGAAAACUACGUGUUCUGUUCCAUCUCCUGCAAGUUUCAGGUUCAGCAUCGAAUGGCCAGAAAGAUUAGACCAGAAAGACAGCUUCUACCAAGCUACGAUUCUGUUCGACGAUCAAGAAAUGAGAGAGGAGACUCGGGGACCAAUGGCCGAGCCGAGACCUCUCCCUUGCCGGUCUCCCGACUAAACUCAUUGUGGUCAACAACCCUGACGGUGACUGCUGAGUUUGCAAGGAAGAAAAGGAGCAGCCUUGAUCCAGUGCUACAUAGACCCCAGCAGUGCUUGCCUAUUAGAGACAUCGCCGUCUUCAUGAGCCGGCGAAAGGGUGUCCCUCAUCGAUCUCCUCUCUAUUGAUCUUCUGAUGAAUAUUACCAUACCGGUACUAACCGAUCUUUAGGUAUGUCCAUGCUACUCAAUGGUAUCGAUUCAAAUCGAAAAAGCAGCCAACAUCAGGCAUGAGAUUCUUCAGUAUGUCUCAUAUUUGGCAUAGAUUAAGAAACUGAGGGCACGUAAAAUGCAACGACAGCAACUUUUUGUUGGCCCUAACCGUUCUGUAAUCGGAUGACCUUUGUUGAAUUUGUCCGCUAUGGAUGAACUUAUAGCGUACUUCCGGGAAUAUAUCAUUCCCAAUCCCAAUAUUAUCUUAUUAGAUAACCAUGACCUCGAGCUCAUUUGUAAUAUCUCAAACAUGUGCAUGCUGACUGUGAAGAA